Cavia porcellus (domestic guinea pig) is the source of this 4051-nucleotide messenger RNA. It is a transcript of the gene Sidt1, whose product is annotated as SID1 transmembrane family member 1. Gene Ontology annotation, biological process: RNA transport. Gene Ontology annotation, cellular component: plasma membrane; lysosome. Lineage: Eukaryota; Metazoa; Chordata; Mammalia; Rodentia; Caviidae. The transcript has 26 exons. Gene Ontology annotation, molecular function: RNA transmembrane transporter activity; double-stranded RNA binding. The record is from RefSeq and is a predicted model, not a curated record. Bases 28 to 2526 code for a protein of 832 amino acids.
CGCUCCGGGCCGGGCGCGGCGCCCACCAUGCCCGGCUGCCCGCGGCUCGCGCUGCUGUGCGCGCUGCCCUGGCUCUUGCGGGCGGCUGCGCCCAGGCGCCCCGCGGAGGCCCCUACGCGGACCCCGGCGCUUGGCCGCUACCCCCGCGACCCGGCCAGGGGCGCCGAUUUCGAUCGUGUGUACAGCGGGGUGGUGAACCUCAGCACCGAGAGCAUCUACUCCUUCAGCUACACCAGCCGGCCCGGCCAGGUGACCGCUGUGCGGGUGUACGUGAACAGUUCCUCUGAGAACCUUGAUUACCCACUUCUUAUUGUGGUUCGCCAGCAGAAAGAGGUGCUGUCCUGGCAGGUUCCUCUGCUCUUCCAAGGGCUAUACCAGAGGAGCUACAGCUACCAGGAAGUCAGCCGCACUUUAUGUCCUUCAAAAGCAACCAAUGAAACGGGGCCUUUGGAGCAACUGAUAUUUGUAGAUGUGGCAUCCAUGGCACCACUUGGUGUCCCCUACAAAUUGCUGGUCACCAAGCUCAAGCACUUCCAGCUCUGGACAAAUGUUGCCUUUCACUUUACCGCCAGCCCCUCUCAACCUCAGUUUUUUCUAUACCAAUUUCCCAAAGAUGUGGACUCAGUUAUCAUUAAAGUGGUGUCUGAAACGGCUUAUCCUUGCUCUGUUGUCUCGGUCCAGAACAUCAUGUGCCCAGUGUAUGACCUUGACCACAAUGUGGAAUUUAAUGGUGUUUAUCAGUCCAUGACCAAGAAAGCUGCCAUUACACUGCAGAAGAAGGAUUUUCCCGGCGAGCAGUUUUUUGUGGUGUUUGUGAUAAAACCUGAAGAUUAUGCCUGUGGAGGAUCAUUCUUUGUCCAGGCAAAUGAGAACCAGACCUGGAAUCUACAACGAGCAAAGGACCUUAAAGUAACCAUCGUUCCUUCCAUUAAAGGAUCUGUGUACGUGAAAUCCAGUCUCUUCAGUGUCUUCAUCUUCUUGUCCUUCUACAUGGGAUGCCUGCUUGUUGUGUUUGUUCACUAUGUGAGAUUUCAUAGGAAAUCCAUCGAUGGAAGCUUUGGAUCCAAUGAUGGUUCUGGAAAUAUGGCAGUGUCCCAUCCCAUUGCGGCCAGCACACCUGAAGGGAGCAAUUAUGGGGCAAUAGAUGAGUCAAGCUCCAGCCCUGGAAGGCAGAUGUCCUCCGAUGGUGGGCAGCCAUGCCAGUCAGACACAGACAGCUCUGUGGAAGAGAGUGACUUUGACACCAUGCCAGAUAUUGAGAGUGACAAAAAUGUCAUCCGGACCAAGAUGUUUCUUUACCUAUCAGAUCUGUCCAGAAAGGACCGGAGAAUUGUCAGCAAAAAAUAUAAGAUUUAUUUUUGGAACAUCAUCACCAUUGCUGUGUUUUAUGCACUGCCUGUGAUCCAGCUGGUCAUCACCUACCAGACAGUGGUAAAUGUCACUGGCAACCAGGACAUCUGUUACUACAACUUCCUCUGUGCUCAUCCCUUGGGCGUCCUAAGUGCCUUCAACAAUAUUCUCAGUAACCUGGGCCAUGUUCUUCUGGGCUUCCUCUUCCUGCUGAUAGUCUUGCGCCGGGACAUUCUCCAUCGAAGAGCCCUGGAGGCCAAGGAUAUCUUUGCUAUGGAGUACGGGAUUCCCAAACACUUUGGUCUCUUCUAUGCUAUGGGCAUCGCGCUGAUGAUGGAGGGAGUGCUCAGUGCUUGUUACCAUGUCUGCCCUAAUUACUCCAAUUUCCAAUUCGACACUUCCUUCAUGUACAUGAUCGCGGGCCUCUGCAUGCUGAAACUCUAUCAGACCCGUCACCCGGACAUCAAUGCGAGCGCCUACUCUGCCUAUGCCUCCUUCGCCGUGGUCAUCAUGCUCACCGUCCUCGGAGUGGUGUUUGGAAAAAAUGAUGUGUGGUUCUGGGUCAUCUUCUCCGUGGUUCAUAUUCUGGCCUCUUUGGCCCUCAGUGCCCAGAUCUACUACAUGGGUCGUUUCAAGAUAGAUGUGUCUGACACAGCAGAUUUGGGGAUUUUCCGGCGGGCUGCCAUGGUGUUCUACACGGACUGUAUCCAGCAGUGCAGCUGGCCUCUCUACAUGGAUAGAAUGGUGUUGCUGACUGUGGGGAAUCUGGUAAACUGGUCCUUUGCCCUCUUUGGCUUGAUCUACCGGCCCAGGGACUUUGCAUCCUACAUGCUGGGCAUCUUCAUCUGCAACCUGCUGCUGUAUCUGGCCUUCUACAUCAUCAUGAAGCUGCGCAGUUCUGAGAAGGUCCUCCUCGUGCCCCUCUUCUGCAUCACGGCCACUGCAGUGCUGUGGGCCGCCGCCCUGUAUUUUUUCUUCCAGAAUCUCAGCAGCUGGGAGGGAACCCCAGCCGAGUCCAGGGAGAAGAACCGCGAGUGUGUGCUGCUGGACUUCUUCGACGAUCAUGACGUCUGGCACUUCCUCUCCGCUACCGCCCUGUUUUUCUCGUUUUUGGUUUUGUUAACUUUGGAUGAUGAUCUGGAUGUGGUCCGGAGGGACCAGAUCCCUGUCUUCUGAGCCUCCAGUGUUAAAAGGAGAGCAGUCCAUCCUGGUGCUGUUUCGUGAAAAAUACAGUGACUGCAGCGAGGGACCCACCGCCUCAUGCUCCACUCGCCUUUAGGGUGUCGGCCCUGCAUUCACAGGAGCCAGAGAGAGCCUGACCUGCGAGAAAGGCGGCAGAAGGGAGGCCAGGGCUGUGCAUGCAGGCAAAGCCUGGGAGAGCCUUCCUGCUUGCCACUCUGAAAGUUAGAAAUGGACGAAGCUGCAGCACGGUCAGCUUUUGCCCACCCUCACCUGACAGUUGUCAGCCAGUGGCUCCUCUGCCCUCCAGCCAUCAGGCCCAGAAAGGGCAGCCACUUAUACUUGCCACCCCAAGACUUUGGAGAGUCCACCUUUGCACUUCUGCUGCACCCUCUGCUCUAGAUGUCCAAAGUCCAUCUCUUUUCUCCGGGGCCUUGGAAGGACGUAAUUCCGGAGUAUGGUGCCGAAGUGGACCCAAGGCCCCACCCACUAGGCAGUCCCAGCCCACAGCCUUCUCAGAAGGAAUGCUGCAUGCUCCCAGGUCCCAUUAGAAGGGCUAAGGACUGGGUGUCGUCACACAGUCCUUUGAACAGGUAACCAGCACUGGGACCAAGGCCUGGGUGCUUGCCUUUUUUUAGUGUCAUUUCACCUGUGUGUUACCCCACCUCUCUGCCUCUGCCUUCCUGGAAGGGUUCUGUUAUGUCAUAGAUCUGCUGAACUCCAAGAUGGGCGGGGAAAUGGGGAGAAUUCUUUGGGCAGCAAGAAAAACAAGAGAAAUGGAUGACACCUGGGGGAGACCAGAAACACCUGCAUCCGGCACACAGGCCUCACCUUCAGGCCUGAGGUUCCUGGAGCGAAUUCAGCAAAGGAACAGCACUUACCUGGCCUCCAGGUUCUCAUGGCUCGGUGCUGGGCCCACAUCACCUCCCGCAGAGAAAUGUGAGCUCUCACCAGGGAGUCACUCUAAGGUCCUCUACAAAUGAGCCCUUUACUGUCACUUAGGUAGAUAAGGAUUCCAGAUUUUCUCCCUGAAGUUCUCUGAAGUACCUCAGGACGAACAUGUUUUCCUCUCUGGCUGCGAAGAGCACAGGUAGUUUAGUGUUGUGUGUUCUUGCGCCUGACCCUCCUUCUAACCCCGGUAAGGUGGUGAAAAGCUCAGUGCCCCAGUUGCAGACUCAUACUGCCUGGAAAUUCUGUCUCCAAAGAGUCCCGUUUUUACCAAGCUUCUUCGCUGCCUGGAGAAUGAUGUUAUCAACAAACGGACAUUCAAAGGCUUGCAUGCAUAUAUAUUUGCCUGUGAAACUGAAGUCAUUUCUCAUUUCUGCUUCCCUGAUCACUCAUUAGAGAAGUGAAUCAGGCAUUCUUCCUUUAAAAAUUAGAUUUUGUCUCAAGUAUUUGCAUCAUGUUCAAAAACAUACUUUGGAAGUUUGGUCAAACUGUUUGGUAAGAUUUUCCUGACUUUAAAAACAUGAAGAUGCUAUGAAAUAUUUUGUGUGCUUUUUCUAAAAUGUCCCUAAGUUUA